This is a messenger RNA of Colletotrichum costaricense, 2199 nucleotides long. Its product is annotated as cytochrome P450 ClCP1. Bases 1 to 2199 code for a protein of 732 amino acids. Lineage: Eukaryota; Fungi; Ascomycota; Sordariomycetes; Glomerellales; Glomerellaceae. The transcript is spliced from 8 exons. The record is from RefSeq and is a predicted model, not a curated record. Gene Ontology annotation, molecular function: heme binding; iron ion binding; oxidoreductase activity, acting on paired donors, with incorporation or reduction of molecular oxygen.
AUGGCAGUUCUACAUAGCUUCUUGACCGCCAUCACGGCAUGCGCUGCUUUUAUUGCAGUGUACACAGUAUCAUGCAUCUUCUACAACCUUUUCCUCCAUCCACUUCGGCACUACCCAGGGCCGAUUUCCAUGAGAGCGACAAGAUGGGCUUUCUGCCACAGACUCAUCAAGGGCGCCCUUCCUAUGGACGUCUUGGAACUUCACAAGAAAUACGGAGACGUAGUCCGCGUCGCUCCAGACGAACUGGCUUAUUGCAACGUCAACGCUUGGAAAGACAUCAUGGGCCACCGGUCCGCAGGCUCGCCAACGUUCGAAAAAGCCCCAAAAUUCUACCGCCCGACGGCCGAGCAGCCCAUCAACAUCGUCAACACGAACGGCGCGGAGCACGCGAUGCUAAGACGGCAACUAUCACACGGCUUUAGCGAGCGAAGUCUUCGCGACCAGCAGCCCCUGAUCAUGAAGUACGUGGAUCUCAUGAUCCAGCGCCUACACGAGCAUUGUUCCGGCGAAGAACCCGUUGACUUGAUGUCGUGGUAUAACUUUACGACGUUUGAUAUCAUUGGGGAUCUGGCGUUUGGUGAACCGUUUGGGUGCUUGGAGAAGUCGGAGUACCACCCGUGGGUGAAGGCUAUCUUCCAGUCGGCUCGCCUUGGUGUAUUCGCGCAGACCGCAGGUCAUUUUCCCUUCCUGAAGAAGAUCAUCUUCACGCUUUUGGCGACGAAGGCGGCGAAGAAGGCUAGAGGCGAGAAUUUGGCUAGGGCCAAGGCCAAGUUGGAGAGGCGUAUGGAGCUCGGCAAGAAGGAGGGUGGCAGGCCUGAUUUGAUUGAGGGCUUGUUGAAGAAGAAGGACGAACUGAAUAUCUCGUUCGAGACGCUUGCAGCAAACAGCAACACGCUCAUCAUUGGGGGUUCUGAAACGACAGCGACAUUACUGGCUGGAGUUACCUACUACCUCCUCAUGAAUAGGGAUUGUCUGGCCAAACUUACGGAUGAGGUACGAUCAUCUUUCAAGACGGAAGAGGAGAUCAAUCUAGUAUCUGUCAACAAGUUGACCUACAUGCUCGCUUGCCUGGAUGAAGCGCUCAGAGUCUACCCUCCAGUCUCCAUGGGCCUCCCAAGAGUCACACCCAAGGGUGGAGCGACUAUCUGCGGAAAUUUCGUGCCUGAGAACACUAUUGUUGCGAUUCACCAGUGGGCCAUAAACCACAACGAGCAGUACUUCAAAGACCCGUACGGAUUUCACCCCGAGAGAUUCAUGGGAGAUGAGAAAUUCGCAUCGGAUAACAGGGAAGCUUUCCAACCUUUCCACAUCGGCUCACGGAAUUGCUUGGGGCGGAAUCUGGCCUAUGUUGAAAUGAGACUUAUUCUGGCUCGCCUUAUUUGGAACUUUGACAUUGAAAUUGACGAGGACUACAAAGACUGGGCCAAGAAGCAGCAGGUCUUCAUCUUGUGGGAUAAAGGCCCCUUGAAGGCGCGCUUGACACCAAUCUUUCGUGAAAUUACGCUGACCAGCUCAUCCCUGAUGUUUUCCUCAACUCAACGCGGCGUGACCAUCGUAAAGCGGCUGUCAUCAAUCCGCGCAAGUCCUCAAUCUGAGCACAGAAGAAAGUCACCCGGCUCUGCUAUCAUUGAGUUAUCUCAAGAGGUUGUCAUGUCUGCCUCAGCAAGAACUUGGCGCGACAGCGCGUACCUCGUCAUCUCUGGCAUACAGCUGACGGCGAUGCUUUUGGUCGACCUCGUCCCAUUCUACCCAUCAGCUCUCUACGCGGCACCCUCAUCCCCAUUACACUUCCUCCAAGUCCUCCGCGACUUCUACAUCUCCACGUACAACGACCCCUUCUUCACCGCGUCUCACGAGAACCUCCCCUCGUGGUUCAAGCUCUUCACCUAUAUCGAGAUCGUCUACCAGCUGCCCAUGGCUGCCUGGAUGGUCUACAGGUUCUCGAGAAAUACUGGCACAACUGCCGGGUUCGAACUCGCCGUGCUCGUCUUCUGUGUCGAGUGCGCCCUCACGACCUUGACCUGCAUCUACGACGUCUUCCACUGGGAUCCUGCCGUGUACAGCCAGGCUCAGAAGAACGUCUUUGUCUUCAACCUCUACGGCCCAUGGGCGGUCAUCCCGGCGCUGAUGGGACUGGACAUGUGGCUGCGCAUUUUGAAGCGGGUGAACACCGCAGACAGCACCAAGAAGUUGCAGUAA